Neurospora crassa OR74A is the source of this 1787-nucleotide messenger RNA. RefSeq names its product peroxisomal adenine nucleotide transporter 1. The record is from RefSeq and is a predicted model, not a curated record. Bases 296 to 1639 code for a protein of 447 amino acids. The transcript is spliced from 2 exons. NCBI's taxonomy places the organism in Eukaryota, Fungi, Ascomycota, Sordariomycetes, Sordariales, Sordariaceae.
AUUGUUACUUACCUAUCAUCAUCGAUUUUUAUAUUGAUUUUCUGCCGUGACUGCGUUGUUCGCUUAUUUCUCUUUUUACCAGCGGUGCUCCUGUUGUUCACUUAAUCUUCUUUCCAUCCAGCCAACAUUGCCAUUCCACUUUUAUCCUACCGCUUUAGAUUUCUACUUCUUUGUUUCCCACCAUCAUCACUUAACCCAUCACCACCACCAGCAUUUCCCCUUGGCCUAGCCCAGCCUACCCUAGCCUAGUAUACCCAAACCUCCAAACCUCCCCUCAUUUAAAGAAGAGACAAAAAUGCCCCGAGCAUCCAAACUCCUCCCCUCCCUAGGACACGCCGCCUCCGGCGCCGGCGGCACCAUCAUCUCCACCUUGACCACCUACCCGCUCGACCUCGUCAAUACGCGCCUCAAAGUACAGCGCCAGCUGCGCGCUGACGGGGCAAUUGGGCCCGAGGACGGGUACCAGGGGGUUUGGGACGCGUUCCAGGCGAUUUACGAGAGGGAAGGAGGGCUUAAGGCCUUCUUUGCGGGGUUGGGACCGGAUUUGGGCAAGAGUGCUGCGGAUAGUUUUUUGUUUUUCUUGUUUUAUACGUGGUUCCGCGCCAAACGCCUCCGCGUCAACGAACCCUACCUCAAAGUCCUCGAGGAACUCGCCGUCGGCGCCGCGGCCGGCGCCUGCGCAAAGUUAUUCACCACGCCCGUCUCCAAUGUCGUUACGCGCCGCCAGACAGCCAACCUGAUUUCCUCCUCCUCCUCCUCCUCCUCCUCCUCCCCCUCCUCCUCUUCUGCUUUAUCACGAAGUAGUAACCCGUCUACCCCUCCUACCGACGGCGGCGGCAGCACAGUCCGACGACGACGACCAAGUUCCCCCCGGGCUGCGGCUGCGACGGCUGCACAACCAGACCUCUCCUUCACCGAAACCAUCGUUUCCAUCUACCGCGAGCGGGGCUUGCUCAACGGGCUAUGGGCCGGAUACUCCGCCAGCCUGGUAUUGACGCUCAACCCCAGCAUGACCUUUUUCCUGCAGCAGAUUCUGAAGCGGAUGUUGGUUUCGAGGGAAAACUGGGAGGAACCAGGGAGUGCCAUCACGUUUGUGAUUGCGGCGCUGAGCAAGGUCAUGGCUACGAGCGUGACGUAUCCGUUCCAGAUUGCCAAGGCGAGGGUGCAAGUUUCUGCGGCGCCUUCUUCGUCGGCAUCGGCAUCGGCGUCCGCACCGAGGGAUGAUACUAGUAAGAAGGAGGUGAAGAAGGAGGGGAAGAAAGCAGCGGCUACUACGGGAAGGAGGAGGAGGGAAACCAUCUUCUCCACAGUCCGUCGAAUAGCAGAAACCGAGGGUGUUAAAGCCCUGUACGAUGGCAUUGGAGGGGAAUUGCUCAAGGCGUUCUUCAACCAUGGGUUGACCAUGUUGUCAAAGGAUAUCAUCCAUGGGUUGAUCAUACAGCUGUACUUUGCUGUGGUGGCAGCGUUGAAGGAUUAUAAAAAGAUCAGGGAGAGCGUGAGCAAGAGGGCGAAGAAGGCCAGAGGGGAUAUGAGCAGGUAUUAUAUGCUUGCGACUUUGGCCGCGCAGAUGUUGAGGCAGAGGGGGUUGAGGCAGACACUGGCGAUGACUGGGGUUCUUGGAAAGGGGAAGGUUGAGUAGGAGUGAAGAGGGGUUGGGUUGAUCAUGAUGGUGGGUGUCGGUGAAACAAUGCGCGGCUGCAUAGGGUGGCGUAUAGGCGUAUGUACCUAUGUAUUUAUUUUGGGGAUGAGCAUAUUUUGAUCAAAAUCUUUAUCUGUUUUGGCUGGAG